AGAAGAGUGUUGUUCCCCGCCAGCCAUCCAGCGAGGCAGUGAGGCAGGUGAGAUGGUCGGCACAGCUGAUGAGUGAACGGCCACCCUGGGCCAUCCCCAGCACUACCGCCGCCACCGCCUCCUCCACCUCCACCGCAGCCAGGUGUCUCAGAAGAGAGCUACAUCCUAAGGAUUGAAAGAGAUGGAUGAAGAACUGCAGUCCAAGGAUGAAGUACUACCAUGCUAGAGUGUUUCUGUGGUGGUUCUUGAUGAUGGGAGCUGGCUGCUUUGGAGGGACUGGGCAUUUGGCCAGCCCUGACCUCAAUGUUGUAAGUGUGGGAGGCACGGCUGUGGAAAACUGUGAGAUAUUCUGUAAUACUAAGAUCCUUCAUUAUGUGCAGCGGGCAAGAGUUCUUAACGAUAGUAAGGUCUUUGUUGAUCUGAAGCUUAAGGGAUCACCAGAAGAGGUUGAGAGCCGAUUUUUUGCACUUCUGAAGAGGACCAGUAAUGAUCCAAAGAAGGAAGAUGUAGAAAAGUUUCUCGCUGAAAAUUUUGAUCCCAUAGAUUCGGAAUUUGAGGCGUGGACCCCAAGUGACUGGAAGUCAGAGCCAAGCUUCAUCCACACUAUUUAUGACCAGUCCCUGAGAAAGUGGGCCCAAAGCGUGAAUGGAAUCUGGAAGUCUUUGGGCCGCAAGGUGUCCACUGAUGUGAGGGAUAAUGCCAGCCAGUACUCACAGAUUUAUGUGCCCAAGCCCUUUGUUGUCCCAGGCGGAAGAUUUACUGAACUAUACUACUGGGAUUCCUACUGGAUUGUGGAGGGGUUGCUGCUGUCAGAGAUGGUAGAAACAGCCAAAGGAAUGAUUGAGAACUUCCUGUACCUGGUUAGCAAGUAUGGUUAUGUGCCUAAUGGCACGAGAAAGUACUACCUUGGGAGGUCGCAGCCUCCUUUUUUGAUUCCUAUGAUGGACCUGUACUGGAAGAGAACCAGAGACAUAAAAUUCUUGAAGGAAUCACUUGGUAUACUGGAAAAGGAAUACAGCUUCUGGCAGGAGAAUCGCUCUGUUACAGUCACAAUGGAUGACCGAGCUUAUAGACUCUACCAGUACCGUGUCAACACCACCUUUGCCCGGCCAGAGUCAUACGUCGAAGAUGAAGAACUCGCCAAGGGCACUUCUGACAAAGAGAAGCUCAGAAUAUACUCUGGCCUGAAAUCAGCAGCUGAGAGUGGGUGGGACUUUUCCUCCCGUUGGUUCCUGGCCAAUGGGAAACGUAGCAAAAACCUCCAAGAUAUCAACCCAAUGAUAAUUGCUCCAGUAUGCCUCAACAGCCUCAUGGGCCUCAAUGCACGGCUACUCUCUGAGUUUCACGAGGUGCUCGGCAAUGAAGUGCAGCGCGACAUGUAUCGCAAACACGCCGAUGAGAGCAACAUUACUAUGAGCCGUGUGUUCUGGAGUGACCGUGACGGGAUUUGGCUGGACUUCAACCUGGAGGCCGGUGAACUCAUCCCAGGGUUCUAUCCGUCCAACCUCAUGCCUCUGUGGACCGAGUCUUAUGGCAAGGAGAGGUCGCCUGAGUUUGUCAUUGAGCAGGCCAUUGCAUACCUUGAGCGGCACAACAUCACCGCAUAUCCUGGCGGCAUCCCAACCUCCCUGAUAAGUACUGGGCAGCAGUGGGACCUGCCACUGGGCUGGGCACCGCUGCAGUAUAUGGUGGUGCUGGGACUGGAGAAGGCUGGGAAAUAUAACACAGAGGCAACUGACCUGGCCCUGGCUAUUGCUAAACAGUGGGUGCUCAACGUUUACCAAUCGUAUCAUAACUUGACGCCCCACGCCAUACUGGAGAAGUACAAUGUGGUGGAUGUUGAAGGAGGUGCAUCUCAUGCCGGAGAGUACAAGACACAGGAGGGCUUCGGAUGGACCAAUGCCGUGAUCCUUAAGUUCCUGAGCAUGUACGGCCACCAGAUCAGGACGCGGGAUGUGUACGACCCUGUUCCACUCUCUCUGGGACUCCUGCUGAUGGUAGUGUGUGCUGUAUCUGUCAUGAGCUAUGUUCGUCGGGUGCACACCUGUGGAAAGCUUUUACGGGAUAUUGAGAGUCCCUCCUAAGAGCAGCAGGCCAGAGCAUUGCACAGGCUGCCUCUUUACUAUGCUUGUGCUUCCACUGUAUUUAGUAGCUACUUAUUUUUUUCUUCUACACGUUCAGUUUUGUGUUGCUGUAGCAGGUUGCCAUUGAAUUUUGGUAGAAAUGACAUUUGCAAGUAUGUUUAUGUUCAAAAGUGUGUUGCUUUAUCUGUUCUUUUGUAACAAUCCAUUUGUUUCGUUACAAUGUUCAUGUUUUGUCCUGUUAUUUAUCAUUAUAGUAUUUAUUACUUAUUGAUAUUAUCAGGAGCCAUUUUAAGUAUGAUGCUUGUGUACAUUUUAAAGAAUCCUGCUGUUUUAUUUAUAUUGAUAGAUUCAGUCUUAGUUAUUCAUAUGUGCAUGGAAUGUCUUCUCUCUGUGAUUUGAUUUUGGUCCUCUUGGUCUUGGUCAUGUUUCAUUAGCAAUGCAUGGUAGUGAUCUGCAUUGCACCAGCCUGCUGACUGUGCUGUGCUUUGGCAGCAGUGAGGUGACUCAUAAAUAUGCUGUUCAUCAGCCAGUAAAUACAGCACAUAAUAGUGAGGAUAGAUACUGAGGUGGUAAUGUUUACUACCAUCACUGGUUGUCACUGUACCGUCUUACCAUUCCACUUCCCGUAUCUGGUGAGCUGCCUGACUGUACACCCUUAGAGAUACUGUGUGAUAGGGCAUAGUGAGCCUCCCUCACUGUGAAGGAAGUGUUUUCUGUUCACCUGCACACUUUCUUCCUAGACUUCUUCAGUUUGGAAUGUUUUGUUAAAAGAUUAGGAAGCUCCCUCAUGCUUGAAGGUAACCAUUCAGUACAAGGCACACAGAGGCUUAGCCCUGCUGACUCUCUGCUGUACUUCCGUCCACACUGUCCAGUUACUUGUCAAUGCACACUAUGUACAGUUAGCUACAUUCCUCAAAACUGCAAAUAGACAUAAUAUAAAGCCUUAGACUAGUACAAAUGCUAAAACAAAGAGUAUAAUAUAUAUUGAUUACAUAUAGAUUUAUAUAUUCCAGCCUGAUAUAGAGAUAGUAUGUAGUGUAAGUUUAAAUGUUAUGGUGAUCAUUAAUGGUUGAUAAGUUGUUUAUACAUAUCUUGUUAGUUGUAUGAACCAUGUGGAAAACAUCUCGUUAGUGGAAAACACCAGUAGAGUUAGGUAAUAUAUUUACAUUUACAUAAUAGUAUGUUGAUUCUAUUGCAAGUUUCUGGACUACCUCAGCUGGUUUAGUCUAUUGCUUCUGGCUUGUCAUAAUUCCUCAUCACUUCUUUCCCUUUUUCACUUCCAUUUCUCGGCUCUUUUAGAUUUGCUUGGUAGUUGAUAUCUUUCAUUGACAUCACAUUCUAUCUUGAUUGGCUAAAAUCCUACUGAUAUAAUCCAACUUAUACCUUACAGGGUGCCAGAGAGUCAUCAAUAGGUUUGGUGCUGUCAUUUUGUAGUUAAUUGAAUUUUACAGGCUUAUACGUAAUGGUGUAUCGACUCAGCACGUGUAUUUUUUUUCUCACUUUUUUUCCACAUUGCACAAAAUAUGUUGAAGACUUACUUUGGCUAUUGUAGUAGAGACACUUAAAAAUCUCAGGUAAUGAAAGAUAGUUUGGUUCAAAGGUGAUGAUACUAAGUAGUACACUUCUUGCCAGGACAAGGAAUGGAACAGUGAAAGCUGCUGCCUUGUAGAUGUUGUAUUCAGGCUUGUGUUUAAAGACAUUAGUUAGCUAGUGGCUUGAGGGAAGUUUGUUAGAAGUUUCCAUUUAUCACAAAGAAGGGUGUAAGUUGUGAGUUGUUUGUUGUGAUAUCUAGAACUAAGGUACAUAUCCUGAGGUACUUAAGGGAUUAGGUCAAAGGUUAAAGAUUUACAGAUGAGUGGCAUUAAAGGAGAUAAUUUUAAUGUGAUGGUUGUAAGGCUAAGGGGAGAUCAUGAAUGGGAUGGAUGGACAGUGAGAAGAGAGCCUUGGGUAAGUGAUGUAAAGCUUGAAGUGAGCUUAGCUUGGAUCUGGCUUGAUCAGGUGGGCAAGUUCAGAUGAUGAGUCUGUCACUGGAGGAGGAAUAAACUAUCUCAUCUGUCACUUCCUUCCCCAUGUGUAGUACAGCUGAACCUUGUGCAUUGUGAUGGCAAGGACUGCUUGUUGUUGAGGCAUAGACUGAUGUAUGAGAGAGUGCUUGUGAAUACAGUUGUGGUUGUGGUUGUUAAUGUGUAUGAUGGUAUCAUGAGCUGGCAACUCCCCCCUGGGAAUUAAUGUUAGCCUGGUGUGUGGAGGAAUAGGAUGGACAAGAUGCUGGGUGGGCUCUUGAUACGAAGAUUUGGGACGAGUUUAAAAAGCUGUUGUGAUUUGUUGAUAAUGUUGUUGGAAAUUAGUUAGGCUGUAAACUCAAGACUGCUUGCCUGAGUCUGGUUAACAGUUUGAGUUGCAUAAUCAAAUUGACGUGUUAGAUUUUUAUGUUGAAUUUAAAGUACUAUUAUAAUUGCCAUAUUUAUAAUGUUCCCACAUGAAUGAAAUAGUGCUUCCAUUAUGAGCCAUCUAGUUGUCACCAUGAUCACUGUAUUGAAAGGCCCUGUAUGUGCUUGUAUGUUAGCUGUGUUCACCCAGUGCUGGCUUCCAAGACUGCACAUGGUCUCCGACAUUCGCUGUGCUUGCCACAAGUGAACCUUUUUGGUGAUGACUUUUAUAGCUUAUAUCUUUAUCAUAAACAGCACAUAAUAGGAAUUGCAAUUAAUGUAAUUAUGAUUUUCAUAUGUAGCGAUUGAUGGUGGUGAUGAACUCUAAUCUGUAGGUUAGUUUGGAUGUACAAAAGCUUUAUUGAAACAGAUAACAAAGAUAAUUUUCAAGAUCUGUUUCCGAAAUCAUUUUGAGAAAUGGAAGUAAGAAGUCCAUAUGCAGGAUGAAAAUUAAAUGGGUGCAAGUAAUGUUAAAUAUUUCAUGUAACCAACAUGUUGAGCAAUGAAUUAAAUGUGAUGCUGGUGAUGAAUGAUCUGCAAGUUUAUGUGAUGUUGUAUGUGUUCAUAGUGUGUUGGUGAACUGGUCUGAUACAUUCCCAGAAUCAAGGCACAACUAAUGUACUACCAAACUGUAACCAUGAAAAGUGAAUAGGGCAACAAACUUCAUAUCUCUGCUGUCCAGAUGUGUUUGUGUGCCUGUACGUGUGUGUAUGCCUGUGCAUGCACAUGUUUGCGUGUGCAUGCGUGUAUGCAGGGACUGUAUUGGCACCAAGGUCCAUAUUUUGCAACACUUGUCUCCCACACCUCUGCUUCAUUUAAAAAGCUUUAGUUUUAAGUGACAUCUUUAUGGUUCUAGCAACAGAUUAACAAGAUUUCUAUGGUAUUAACAGGAAAAAAUAAACACUCUUGAGAACCUGGCUCAUCAUCUUUGUGUUCUUUGAAAACAGAUGUAAUGUGAGAGCAAAAUGUUUCAGAAUAUGGCUCAAAGAAUGGCACUAAAUCUUAUGACAAAGGAAACGGUUGACAUUGGUAUGAUCUCAUCCAUGAAAAUUAGUGCAGUGCCUUGCUGUCCAUCCAUUCCUCAUUAAGAAAUAUUUAUAUCAUGUAGCUUGAUGUAAAGUUUGGCUGUACAUGUAUUAGAUUUGUGGGAAAGAAAGGAACUUGUAACUUCAGACAUUCACCAUGAGUUCUUGCCAGUCAGUAGUGUAUGGUCAUGUGCUGAAGCUGAGUAACACACCACACUCCUUUCCUGUGUAUUGAGCCUUCCAUCAGUCUUCAGGUUGAUGUGCUAACAAUGCAUCAGCAGCAGGUGUUAUGAGGAGGAAUCAAGAGGGGGAACACUUGAUACUGCGGGAGUGUGUGUGGGGCGUUACUCUUCUCUCAGCCAUGGUUGUGCCUUUGUUAUAAAUCUUGUAUGCCAGUUAUUUGUUCAUUGUAUCUUUAAAGAGUCUGCCCAUUGCCUUGUUCCUGUUAUUUAUUUAUUUAAAGAAUAUAGAGUGCAUGAUAAGAAUUUAAGUAGAAUGUAGCUGGUUUUUCCUGACAACAUUCAUAUCUAUUUCUUGGUGGAGGUGGAAGAUAUUACAUAUUUGAAUUUGAAAGAAUGAAUUGGGCAGUACAUUUGUUUAAGGUAGAAUUGUUUGAUAAUGUUCAAAUGUGAAGAGUCCAAAUUUAGGUGGUAGUUUGCAGCAUCUGUAGUAUACAUUUUUGUUAUAUAUUAUACUUGCCAUUUAUAUUUUUAAAAUUUUUGUUUUUCUUC
Portunus trituberculatus (swimming crab) is the source of this 6269-nucleotide messenger RNA. RefSeq names its product trehalase-like. The record is from RefSeq and is a predicted model, not a curated record. Gene Ontology annotation, molecular function: alpha,alpha-trehalase activity. The coding region runs from base 186 to 2084 and encodes 632 amino acids. Gene Ontology annotation, biological process: trehalose catabolic process. The transcript has 2 exons. NCBI's taxonomy places the organism in Eukaryota, Metazoa, Arthropoda, Malacostraca, Decapoda, Portunidae.